AGCUGCCAUCGUGAGAGCAAGGGUCGCGCCCGGGGCCGCGCCCUCGGCGAUGGGCUGGGUGGCCGCAGGCAAGGAGGCCUUGGUCCUGUUGCAGUUGGACGCGCUGCAGCGAUGCCAGCGCCUAUGACAGCAGUCGCCGUGGUUGCUUCGGUGCUGACGUUCGCCCAGCUUGGGAGCAGUGCAGCGCAGGCUGGGGUCGAGGCGGCCGAGGGCGAGGCCGCGCCCGGCGCGGCCGCGAGCGGCGGCCCCAGGCGGUGGCCGGGCGCCAGGCGGCUCGCGAAUGCCUCUGAGGCCCCGGGCCGCGAGGCGGACCCGACCGGCGCGGCGGCCCGGUCGUCGGGCGCCGCGAACGCCCUGGUCGUGUGCUUGCUGGCCGCGCCAGUGCUGCUCUGCGCCUGGCAGUGCUGCAGAAAGGCCGCGCCCGCCGUCGCGCGGCGGCUCGGCCGCCCCGCCCGCGGCGGCGCGGCGGCGGCGCGG
This is a messenger RNA of Prorocentrum cordatum, 477 nucleotides long. The record is from the annotation of a GenBank genome assembly. Lineage: Eukaryota; Dinophyceae; Prorocentrales; Prorocentraceae.